AGGAGAAAGCUAAAACAGGGCGUCAAGAGCUGGAUACACUGUAACCCAGCCUAGGCGCCAAGAGAAGAUACUUGGAGACUGCCACUCACAGCUCUAGCCCUGCCCGGGUGAUCACGCGAGACUCCAGCUCAGAUCUCUGAGGACGCACACAGCUCCACCACAGCGCCCAGGAUAUGGAGACCCCGGCCCGGCACAGCGGGCGCUCUGUCACCACCUGGCCAGGCCUGGGAUUCGAUGAGAAUCAGGAAGGACUGCGUAGUCAGCACCUGGAAGGUGUGAGGCCUACAGCCAUCUCGCUCCCUGCAGAGGAAGGAGACAAGGAAGGGUGUUUGCUGUUCCAGCGGAAGCAGGGAGCAGAUGUAGGAGAGGAAGGAGAAAAAGAAGAAACGCGAGGAGGAGGCGGAGAAGGAGGCCCGGAUGGCGCCAGGUCGCAGAGCCCGGAUGGCGCCAGGUCGCAGAGCCCGGAUGGCGCCAGGUCGCAGAGCCGCGCAGAGGAAGGCGGCAGCCAGUUUCGCGCUAGCGCCCUGUCCCCCGCUGAGGAAGAGGGCAACCAAGUUGGCGCCAGAUCCCCUUGGCCUGCACAGGAAGAAGGCAGACAGGUUGGCGCCAGCGCUCUGGGUCCAGCAUUUGAAGAAGGCGGCCUUGUUGGCGCCAGCUCUUCCGGGCCCGCAGAGGAAGAAAGCGGCCUAGUUGGCGCCAGCGCUCCCGGGCCCGCAGAGGAGGAAGGUGAAUUGGAUAGCGCCAGCGACUCGGGCCCAGCAGAGGAAGAAAGCGGCCUGGCUGACGCCAGCUCUUCUGAGUCCGCAGAGGAAGAAGGCGGCCUGGCUGACGCCAGCUCUUCGGAGUCCGCAGAGGAAGAAGGCGGCCUGGUUGGCGCCAGCUCUCCCGGGCCUGCCGAGGAAGAAGGCCGCUCGGUCGGCGCAGCGUUUGAAGAAGAAAGUCUAUUUGGCGCCAGCGCUCCAGGCCCGGUGGCCCACAACCACCACGUGGGCGGUACCGCCAGAAUUGGUGGCCAGGAGCUUGGGCAGCAGCAGGAGCCCGUUUCAGGGGCCACCAACAGUCUCCGAGAUAGGAACAGGCAUGAGCAGCAGGUCAGGCGCCCCACGUUCACCCCACUGCAGCUGCAGGAGUUGGAAAGAAUUUUCCAGCGUAACCAUUACCCGGACGUAUUAGCACGACUGGAGCUGGCAAGACGCAUGGAUGUAACUGAAGCCAAAGUGCAGGUUUGGUUUAAGAACAGGAGAGCCAGGUGGAGAAGAUACCAGAGAACUCUAAGGGCCAGAAAUACACCCCCUAUUGUCCAGCACUACCCUGUCACCGUAAUGUGGGGUGGAACCUAUUAUGCCAUGUUUGCUUGGGACCCAAAUUUGGUGCCAUUCCUUCCGGGGGCACUGCCAUUCUUGCUGCCCCUGCCACCUAUACGACCCCUGUUGCUGUGGCCACCCAUGCCCACGCCUGUGCACUUGAUGAUGCCCAUCCCAUGGCCUAUGCAGCCGCCCAUGCCACCGCCGUAUCCUCCCCUAUUCUUGCCUCCUCUGCCCUUCUAUUUCAUGCCCCUGUCUCCGUAUGGCCCGGUCCCCUGUGGCCUGAUCUGGAUCCUUAUUGUGAGCCAUUCUUUUUGAGACCCCUUUUUAUAAGGAAUACUUUCUGAAACUAUUUUUUCCAAAAUGUUUUAGGGCAAGAUAAAAUUUUGUGUGGCACACCAUUGUGAGCGGUUCAUCACAUGCUUGUUAAAUGUUUACUUGAAAGUACGAUGUCAUGGACCCACUUUCUGACACGGUUUUGUAUUUUCAAUAAAGAAAU
Oryctolagus cuniculus (rabbit) is the source of this 1803-nucleotide messenger RNA. RefSeq lists its product as uncharacterized. Gene Ontology annotation, molecular function: RNA polymerase II transcription regulatory region sequence-specific DNA binding; DNA-binding transcription factor activity, RNA polymerase II-specific. Gene Ontology annotation, biological process: regulation of transcription by RNA polymerase II. NCBI's taxonomy places the organism in Eukaryota, Metazoa, Chordata, Mammalia, Lagomorpha, Leporidae. The record is from RefSeq and is a predicted model, not a curated record.